Messenger RNA from Diatraea saccharalis (sugarcane borer), 1741 nucleotides. Lineage: Eukaryota; Metazoa; Arthropoda; Insecta; Lepidoptera; Crambidae. The record is from the annotation of a GenBank genome assembly.
UCACGACUCCGCUCACGCCACACGUCAGUCACAACCAACCUACCAAACAGAAAGCACGGGUUCGCGCAUUAAAAACAACUUUAUUCACAACCUUGACGCUAUUUCAACGUCGUUGUUAGAUCGUUCAAACGCAAAGAGAAACACGUAAUCGAUAGUACAAUGUCGACGGCAAUACAAAACGGCGUGGGCUUAUUGGAGACGCGACUGAACGGCUGUGCUCACGCACACGGACUACAAAACGGAUACGAUAUCGGACACACGGAUGGAUGCACGAACGGACACAUAAACGGAUACCAAAAUGGCGUCGAGAACGGUCACCGUGUCGAUGAUCAGUUCCUGCCGCCACCCCUGCAGCUUGACGACAAGACGCGCGCACAGAAGAUCACAACAAGGCUAUCCGAUAUGAUGUUGGGUGGUGCAGAGCUGAGACGCGUCGGGGCAGUAUUCGAGCGUGAGUUGGAGCGAGGUCUGCAAGAAGAACCCUCCAGUCUUCAGAUGGAGAACACAUACAUCCCCGAGCUACCAGAUGGGACAGAGGAAGGUUUGUUUUUGGCGUUGGAUCUGGGUGGCACCAACUUCCGUGUGCUACUGCUGGAAUUACGUGGUGGACAACUUGUGCGCGAGGACGUCAAGCAGUACCACAUAAGUGACGCUUUACGUCUGGGUCCUGGUGAAGAUUUGUUCAACUUCUUAGCUGACUGCGUGCUGGACUUCGUACAGUCUGAGGGCAUGGAGAAGGAGUCAUUGUCUUUAGGGUUCACGUUUUCAUUCCCGAUGCGGCAGCACUCGAUCCUGUCAGGUGAGUUGACCACGUGGACGAAGAGCUUCAAGUGCGGCGGCAUGGAGGGAGUGGACGUUGCGGCGCUGCUGCAGCGCUGCCUCCAUCAGCGCGGCCUCGACGUCACCGUGCGCGUGCUGCUUAACGAUACCACCGGCACACUCGUCGCCGGUGCACACAUCGAUCCCGCUGUUGGGAUCGGCGUGAUCCUGGGCACCGGAUCCAACGGCUGCUAUAUGGAGCGUGCGGACCGCGUGCGACAUUGGGAGGCGGCGCACGCGCGCGUGCAUGACGUCUGCGUGGACGUGGAAUGGGGCGCGUUCGGGGACAACGGCUGCCUCGACUUCAUACGCACCGACGUUGACAGGGAGGUGGACGCCAACUCCCUGCUCGUCGCAUCCUUCACGUUCGAGAAGUACAUCGGUGGCAAGUACCUGGGCGAAGUGUUGCGUGCGUCGCUGGCGGCGCUGGCCCGCGACCGAGAGAGUGAGAGAGGUGAGUACGCGGUGACGCUACGCACGCUAGAGGGCGCGUGCGGCGCGCGGCUCACUGAAGCGGACGCGCGCGUCGCGCAACACGUGGCAGCUGUGGUCUCCAACAGGGCAGCACAACUCGUCUCUGUCUCGGCACUGUUGCGGCGCAUGUCGCGGCCGUACGUGGUAGUGGCGGUGGACGGGUCCGUGUACAAGCGACACCCGCGCAUCAAGUCCCUCAUGCAGCGGUACAUCGCGCUCCUCGCACCUGAACACCCGUUCUCCCUACUCCCGGCGGAGGACGGCAGCGGUAAAGGUUCGGCGCUGACUGCAGCGAUCGCCGCGCGCAUGGCUUCCCGCUCUGACUAGCGCCGCGCCCCCUUCACCUUACACACCUCGCUCACUCAUCUAUAAUUAUACUCUAAAGACGCGCACUUAUUAACGAGCUCUAAAUAUAACUCUUGAAUGUUAUUAUUACUGAAACCAUCAG